AUGGCAACUUUGACAGACGUCAAGAUCGACCGUGAGUUUUGGAAAGACUACCUUUCAGCACAGGCGAGCCAGCUGCCGCAUCUCGACGAUGUGGAAGAUGUCACCGACAGAGUUAUCAGAGUGAUGGGAGGAAACCCUGGAGAGAUGCAGCUCCAGGGAACCAACACCUUCCUCGUCGGUACUGGCAAGGCAAGAAUUCUGAUCGACACUGGUGAGGGAAUCCCGAUAUGGUCUGAACGCCUGGUCGAGGUUCUAAAAGAACGAGAUCUCCAUAUUUCACAUGUGCUACUCACGCACUGGCAUGGCGAUCACACAGGUGGUGUGCCUGACCUCAUUGAAUACGACGCAACCCUCGCAGAUCGGGUUUAUAAAUGCAGCCCUGACCCAGGCCAGCACGACAUCGAAGACGGCCAGGUUUUCUCCGUCGAAGGUGCCACUAUAAAGGCCCUUUUCACGCCCGGCCACGCCUUUGAUCACAUGUGCUUCCUGCUGGAAGAGGAAAAAGCUCUAUUUACCGGUGAUAACGUCUUGGGUCACGGCUUCACCGUCGUGGAGGAUCUCGCGCUUUAUCUGCAAAGUCUCGAUUACAUGGCUGCGCAAGGCUGUACCAUUGGAUAUCCGGCCCAUGGAGUCAGGAUCCAGAGCUUGCCGGCCAAAUUGAACCAGUACAUCAUGCAAAAACGUACGCGCGAGAGACUUAUAUAUGGAGCUCUGCUAGACAGUAUGUUGAGCGGGGGACGAAACGCAAACAGCAAGUUCGGCUUGUCGACGAGGGAGAUUGUCAGCAAGAUCCACGGAGACGUUCCGCAGCAUCUGCUGCAGAGUGCGAUUGAACCUUCUACGAUGGAGAUUCUGCGGAUGCUGGCUGACACGCGCAAGGUUGGUUUCUCUAUGCAGGGUGGCACGCAACGAUGGUUUGUCAACAGACGAUGCAAGGUGUCGUAG
Molecule: messenger RNA, 945 nt
Organism: Purpureocillium lilacinum
Lineage: Eukaryota; Fungi; Ascomycota; Sordariomycetes; Hypocreales; Ophiocordycipitaceae
Biological process (GO): secondary metabolite biosynthetic process
Source: RefSeq, a predicted model, not a curated record